UUACCCUUUUUUUUAGCAACAUGUUACCUUACCUUUGUAUAUUAUUGUUGCCCAGUUUUAUAAUGGGCUUUCUCGGGCCCAUUAACAAUGAAAUGAUUCAACUAUCCGUACGAGUCAAAGUGUCAGACAGUUGCUUUUGAAGCUUUUCUCUCUCUCUCUCACUCUUUCCCAAUCCUCAGGCAGUUGAGCGGACUUUAGAGAGAAGCAGAAGCAGCCACACAGCAAGAGGAAGAGGAAGCUUCUUCCACUGUUAACGAACAGAUCCCGUUUGAAAAAGCUGAAGGAAAAUGACGCUCAAUGGCGUUUUAGAUUUGCUCCAAGAGAAUGUGAAGAAGCCUCGCUUCUGCAAGUCUCUGCCUUUGGGAGAAAACUGGAAGUCUAAAUCAAUGAGGAUUAUUCCUGAAGAGUUUGUGAGAAGCGCUCAUGGUGCUUUUGAGCACAGGCUGGUGUUCAGUGUUUCUUGGGGAAAUUCGUGGCAAGUCUGGCUCCAACGAGACAAGAACGGUCUGUUCAUGGAAGAAGAAGACUGGGACGAGUUUGUGGAUGACAACUUGUUAUGCCCUAACGAUAUCUUGCUCUUCACACAUGAGGACACAAUGUUUACUGAAGUGAGAAUCUAUAAAAAAGAUUAUCGCUUCUUCAAACAGGUCAUCACAGCACCUCUUCCACCUCAAGUGCUUAACCCUAAGCCAAACGCCCCUUCCUCUGCACCUCCUGGCUUUGCUCCCUUUGCUUCUGCCUCGGCAAGUAGAGCGAGACAGAGCUCUUCUCCUGUCCAAAACCCUGAGCAGUACCUCGUAAACCCCCAAAACCCCUACUUUGUGAAGACACUGUCCAAAAAGAUCGAUGUUCUGUAUGUGAACCAAGAGGUGAUUCAGAGGUAUGGCUUGAAGUUUGGUCCCCAUCUGUCACCCGUUCAUUACCUUCUUCCCGGAGAAAAACACGAGGCUGUGAUUAAGAUCUACCGCAACGCCCCUUGUUUCAAUCGCUGGGCAGCCAUAUGUAAGAAGUACAACAAGAAAGAAGGAGACAGUGUUGUUUGUGAGCUUGAACGCUCAGGUGGUGUGGUUACUGCUGUUAGAGUGCAUUUCGUUGAUGAAUGAAGAGACCAAGAAGACCUCUCCAGUGUCUCCUUCCUAUGAGUUAAGCUUCAUAUAAGUGUUUACAAAACUUACUAUUUGUAUUGCAACAAUUAAGUAGCUGUCAGUGUGGUACUAGUCUAAUUUACUUAGCUUUCUUGUGACUAUGCUUCAUAUAAUCUCUCCUUUUACAACCAUAUAAAAUAAAAACACCAAAAAGACAAUGUUUUAAAAAUAAAGCCCACACAUUUCACUUCUUGUAACAGUUACCGGAGUAAAACCCGAAUGGUACUUCUGAACAUAACACCAAAAAUCACCAUUCGUGUUUUUUCAAAAACUAAAAUCUACUGCAAAAUCAAAAACCAGAAACUAAAAACCAAAAUCUAAAAACUAAAAACCAAAAACUAAAAUCUAAAAAUCAUCCAAACAAUCAUCACCUGAAACAUAGUCACAAGAAAGAAUCUUUUGGAAAAACAAAAACCAAAAAUUAAUUCAAAAACCACAAACAAUCAACCUCUCAAGCUUGGUAUGAAUUUGGAUGAUGUAUUUGUUUUAUUGAUCUUUUAAGUAAAAUGUGUGUCAGUGCAUGAUUUGAAUUUACUUUGUAUAUAUCAGAUAUGCAUACACUUUUAUUCUAGUAAAUUUGUAAAAAAAAAAAAAAAAUUCCAUAAAGGCUUACAUACAUAAGAAAUUGGCAAUCCCCUUUUGCCUUCUCAUGCAAGAAAGGCACAUAUAACCCCUAAACAAACCUCUCCUUUUACCACCCAUAUCUUUUUAAUAAAAUCAAAACACACACACCAAAAAGACAAUAUUAU
Messenger RNA from Brassica rapa (field mustard), 1894 nucleotides. RefSeq names its product B3 domain-containing protein At5g25470-like. The record is from RefSeq and is a predicted model, not a curated record. Lineage: Eukaryota; Viridiplantae; Streptophyta; Magnoliopsida; Brassicales; Brassicaceae. Gene Ontology annotation, molecular function: DNA binding.